Molecule: messenger RNA, 1844 nt
Organism: Fundulus heteroclitus (mummichog)
Lineage: Eukaryota; Metazoa; Chordata; Actinopteri; Cyprinodontiformes; Fundulidae
Gene: marcksl1a
Product: MARCKS-like 1a
Exons: 2
Coding region: 325-933 (202 amino acids)
Biological process (GO): actin filament organization; central nervous system development
Cellular component (GO): plasma membrane; cytoplasm
Molecular function (GO): calmodulin binding; actin filament binding
Source: RefSeq, a predicted model, not a curated record
ACACACGGCACUGCCAGCCUGCCAUCCUUUACUUUGAGCUCAGCCACCGUGGGCUUCGCACUCUAACACACAGAGAGGGGGGUUCAUCUCGCUUCCAAAGCUUCUGAGGAGGAAAAAAAAAAAAAAAAAACAGGAGAUCCGAUCGGAUUUGUUUCACCAUCUCGGGGUCAGACCUUUUUUUUUUAAACCCAUCCCCGGAGUUGGAUUCCUUUUUGAAAUCUCUAGAAACCUCCUCGGGUUUUUUCCCCUUCUUUUUCGAGUUUUCUUUUUCUUUUUUUUUUUUGGUUGCGAAGGAAGACCAAACAAACAAAAAAAACAAAGACAAUGGGAGCCCAGUUGUCCAAGGGUGGAGUGGAGGUGGAGGGGAAGGCCGCCGACCCUGCUGCUGCCAAAGCCAACGGCCAGGAGAACGGCCACGUGAAGACCAACGGCGACGUUUCGGCCAAACCCGACGGCGAAGUGGCCGCUGCCGACGGGAACGGUACCGCCGAACCGGCCAAGGAGGGCGAGGCCGGAGCGGGGGAUGCCAUCGAGCCCGCUCCGGCCGCCGAGGGCGAGGCCUCCAAGGCGGAGGGCGAGGCUGCCAAGGAUGCCAAGAAGAAGAAGAAGUUCUCGCUGAAGAACUCCUUCAAGUUCAAGGGCAUCUCACUGAAGAAGAACAAGAAGGGCAGCGAGGAAGGCAAGGAGGAGGCCACCUCUCCCACGACCGAGGACAAGCCGGAGGAGAACGGCCACGCGGCCAAGGAAGCCAAAGAGGAGACGCCGGCGGCCGAGGCCAAGGAGGACGAGGCGGCCGCUGCCCCUGCGGCCGAGGGAGAGGCCAAGGCUGCGGAGGAGGCCCCGGCGACAGAGGCCGCCCCGGCCGAGGAAGCCGCCGCCCCCGCCGAGGGCACAACACCUGCAGCCUCCGAGGGCGAGGCCAACGCAGAGUGACUGCACCCGAACUGAUUUUUUUUUUCCAAGAUUAAAGUAUAUAAAUAGAUAUAUGAGAGACUUGUGCCACGUUCUCAAAGUUAUAAGCAAAACUACAAAAGAAGACGACAAAGGAUAUAUCACGUUUGCUGAUUAAACCACCAGUUCACUGCCUUUUAUUAGUUCUUCGACAGACGGAAACUCACCGGGCCCUCUCAUGAUGAACGCGUCGGCUUGCGUCUCCCCACCCUCCCCCUCAUGGUACACACAGGGACUGGCGUGUGGCGAAGGUAAUGGCUUGGACGUGGAGCGAAUCAGGAGUACUGACUUAUUUUUCCCAGUUCAUGGAAAAGGCUUUUUUUUUUUUUUUCUUUUUUUUUUUUUUUUACCAGCGUGGCAGCCCUAUAACAUCAAUUUCUUCGUUUUGGGAUCUAAUUUUUUUUUUUUUUUUUUUUUUUACCCACUUGUUUGCAGAGCUGGAGCAGACCAUGUCUCUUACUCUAAAAGACUGUUAUAUGGACACAUAAAUCUUUCAAAUGAUCUUAUUAAUUUUUAGAUUUUACAUUCCUAUGCUUUUAUCCCCCCCCCUGAAUUCCAAGUAUUUUGUCAUGUAUAGAAAAAGUGAUAAACCAGGAGGGGUGAUUGGAAAAGAGUCUUUGUGCAUUUUGAUUCUUUUUUUUUUUUUUUUUUUUUCUGGCUAAAACCACAUUCAAGCUUCUCAAGUACUGCAGUGUUCACAUUUCAGAGUUUAUGAUGGGGGGGCGGGGAGGGGGGGGGGUUGUGUACAAAUGUGAGCUUUUUAUCUGCAAACUGUCUCUGUAAAUAUGUUUUGGCCAACAUUUAUGGUUCUCUUUAUUUUGCUAUUGUUUGAAGAUGUUAAUGGUUUUAUUGUAACUUUUAAUAAGGGUAAAAUAAAUGUUCAAUCCCCUCUA